UUGAAAGAGAAGCAGAGGUGGGAGGGAGCAAUGAUGCAAAAAUCACCUAAAAAUCGGGGCGGGGAAAGAAAGCUACUGUCACUUAGGGAAGAACUAACUGCAAAAGUUGCCGCAGAAAGGUUGGGAGACCCGGCGGGUUCCCUAGCCCACUGGAAAGGAAGGAGUGCCAAGAGAAGCAGGACUUUUUCAAACUUCUGAUUCUGGAAGAUGCUGGACACAAACAUGGAACUAAUUUCCCCCCUGGUGAUUAUAAUCCUGGGUUGCGUCUCUCUGUUCUAUUUCCUUCAGCGGAAGCAUUUGCAUAGACCACCGUGCAUCAAGGGUUGGAUUCCUUGGUUUGGAGCUGGGUUUCAGUUUGGGGAAGCUCCUUUAGAAUUUAUAGAGAAAGCAAGAAUCAAGUAUGGACCAGUAUUUACAGUCUUCGCUGUUGGAAAGCGAAUGACCUUUGUUACAGAAGAAGAGGGAAUGACUGUGUUUCUAAAAUCCAAAAAUGUAAAUUUUGAACUAGCGAUCCAAAAUCCCAUCUACCGUACAGUAUCAAUUCCAAAGAAUAUCUUUUUAACACUGCAUGAAAAACUCUAUAUUAUGAUGAAAGGGAAAAUGGGGACUGGCAAUCUCUGUCAAAUAACUGGGCAACUGACUGAAGAAUUACAUGAACAACUGGAGAAUUUAGGCACUCAUGGGACAAUGGACCUGAACAUCUUCUUGAGGCAUGUUUUUUAUCCAGUCACAGUGAAUAUACUCUUUAAUAAAGGUUUGUUUUCCACAAACAAGAAGAAAAUGGAGGAGUUCCAUCAGCAGUUUCAAGCUUAUGAUGAAGGUUUUGAGUAUGGUUCCCAAAUACCAGAAUGUUUCCUAAGAAACUGGUCAAAAUCCAAAAAGUGGCUUUUAGCAAUGCUUGAGAAAAACACUCCAGUUAUAAAAGCGUACAAAUCUGCAAAUAUCAAUACCACG
Carlito syrichta (Philippine tarsier) is the source of this 954-nucleotide messenger RNA. Its product is annotated as 24-hydroxycholesterol 7-alpha-hydroxylase. The record is from RefSeq and is a predicted model, not a curated record. Gene Ontology annotation, molecular function: heme binding; oxidoreductase activity, acting on paired donors, with incorporation or reduction of molecular oxygen; iron ion binding. Lineage: Eukaryota; Metazoa; Chordata; Mammalia; Primates; Tarsiidae. Gene Ontology annotation, biological process: bile acid biosynthetic process; cholesterol homeostasis. The annotation marks the transcript as partial. The transcript has 5 exons.